UGGGGUGCAUAAAAAAUGUCUGUUUUUUUUAUUUGGUUAGCACAGUAGCUAUGUAGAUUACUCAUAACUAGAUGUAAUGUGGUACUUGCACUUGCCAAACAAAGUAAAUCGUUUACCUUACAUAUUUUUCAUCCUCUACCAUCAGGAAACCAAAUAUGUGAUUGUUGAAAGAGAACCCAGGGACAACAUAAUGUGGGUCUAUCAUGGCAAAUGUGUUGAAGGGUUAACUCCAGCUAGUUCUGUUUAUGGGAAUUGCAUCCAUAUUGAAGCCUUUGAAAAGUUGAUGGAAAGCUUUUACAGGGAAAACAAUGUCAACCCUUCACUUACCAGAGACACAUAUUCUCAUGAUUACACUUACCAGGAGGAACAUCAUGACUUAGUGCCUUUGAAUGGGAAUAAUUUUACAAUGUUUGUACAUGGCAAUAAACAGCAUGGAGUAGUUGGCCUUCAGGGUGCAGUUGUCACUUGCUUUAUCUGUGAUCACCGGCGUCACAACUGUGAGCAUGUGACAAAAGUAGCAGAAUGUUAGGGAACAAUGGAACACGAAAGGCCUGAUUUUCUGGUUGAUUUUUUUGGUGAGAGAAAUUCUCAAGAGUCUACUGAAUCAGUUGC
Molecule: messenger RNA, 612 nt
Organism: Stylophora pistillata
Lineage: Eukaryota; Metazoa; Cnidaria; Anthozoa; Scleractinia; Pocilloporidae
Source: RefSeq, a predicted model, not a curated record